UUAAAAUAGAUCUUUCUCUUUAUAAAAAGCAACAAUAAUUUCCACUGAUUUUACAAGGUUCCUUUCCAUCUCAAACUCUUCUUUGACUCUAAGAAGAACAUAUUAGUCUUUUAACUUUUAAGCCAAAUAGAAAUUAACACACUACUACCCUAUACCCUUUGGAAAUUAAGUACCAUGCCCAUAAGAAUUCCCAAUAGACUAAUACAGAAAAAGCUAUGGAGAAUAUUAGGAUUUUUUUCAAGUAUCAUUGGACUCAUUUCUUAUGCAAUAAGCUCUUCUUUCAAUCAACUUUUUGGAAAUUGGAACUUCAUCAAAAUCAUUAUCUACACAGUGGUAAGUUUCAGUAUCACUAGCAUGAUGUUAUUUUUGGAAAAAUGGAAACUUUCAAGGAGAUUCUUGCUAAAAGCUCAUUUAGGUGUUCUUGUUUUGUUACUCACAUCAUUUUACAGUUUUGUAUCCGAUUAUAAAACUUUGAAUCAAAAACCAGACUUAUUCAGUCUUAUUUCUUGUUCAUCUUUUGCUUUAAUGUGUUUUUGUUUAUCAAGACAAAUUGAUCUUGGUUUUGAAUCUGAUCUUCUUAAUUUCUUCCUUGGAAUGCUUACUAUUCAUUUGAUGAAAAUCAAUUUGAUGCUAUCUAUAGUCGCUGCAAUCUUCUGUUAUUCUCUUAUGGUUCUUCGUUCGAAAUUAGAUUCUCGACACGAAAUUGGAACAUUAAGAGUAGAAGAUGAUGUAGCUAUAGAAAUUGAUGCUGUAGAUAGAAACAAAAAUGAGUUCCAAUCUUUAAGAAGAAGAAUGAAUAAUAAUGAUGGUUAUAAUUGGAAAAGAUAUGAAGAAAAAUUUGCAAAAGGAAGUGAAAAUCAGAGAAGUUACUAUAAAUGUGUGGGGUCUAAUUGUGUUGUGAAGAAAAGAGUUGAAAGAAAUAUUGAUGGUGAAAUUAUUGAGACACUAUAUAAAGGUACACAUAAUCAUUGCAUGCCUACUGAUUCUACAAUGAAGAAGAAUUCAUCAUCUGAAUAUCUUUAUUCACUUUUGCCUUUAGAAACUGGCUCUAUUGAUUUUCCAGAUCAAUCAUUUGGUAGUGAACAAUUGGAUUCUGAUGAAGAACUUUCAAAAUCCUCAGUAGUAUCAAUAUGAAAUGUUGAGAAGGAAGUUGUUUGUAGUAGCUAUUUGAAUCUAGAGUUUGGGGCAUAGUAAAUUACAAAUCCAAUUGGACCAAUUGGAUGGUUAUUUUCCUUUAAGAAAAAACUUAUGUCAAAUUUUUUAUAUAAUAAUUAGAGGUAAGGAAAAUUGUGUAGAUUAAAAUUAUGGCCAGUUCCCUCGGCCGGUGUUGGAGUGUUUGGAUUUCCUCAGAUUUCUUGCAUCUUUGCAGCAAAAACGACAUUCCAUCCCAUUGUAAUAGAAUUCAGAUUUGGGCUUAACUUGACCGUAAAUAUUGCCUUCGCUUAUAAACAUUUCUCCAGGUCAUAUCAAUGAUGACAGCGAAAAGUAUAGCUGGUGGCCCGACGAAUUUUGAAGAUCCUCUGAUACCAUCUUUAAAGUAUAACCUUGAGUCGGUAGAUAAUCCGUGUUGACGGUAGCAUCGUUUGUCGUGCCAACGGGUCGCUAGUCUUGGUGUUUCUCAUGCUGGUGCUCAUACCAGUUAAUUGACCAUCCCUCGAUCUAGCUUUUGAUUGGGUCUGAGUUGCAUUCAACAAGACGUGAUUUGUCAAGAGAUUGGUAGAGGUCUCAUAUUGCCUCUACUUCAUUCUCAAUAUUCGUAUCAUUUCAUGAUUUCAGACGGUUUGCUUGAAAAAGCCGUCAUUGCUUGCUUCUAACUACAGGGAGUAGCAGUACGUGGACCGUUUCCUUGUUGACGUAUGGUCGGUUCAUUCGCCUAGAAUUUUUAUGACUUAUAUUUUCCUUUGGGAUUAACUAGAAGUUGGUAUGUUCAUAUUUCAUUGUCCUCGGACUUAUUGGGUUAGGUCUAUGUCCCCCGGUUUUUGUAUAUACUUUUUCCUGCUUUAUCCCCUGAUGUUUAGAUGCUCUUCACUUUAUAAAAAAAAAAUUCAGAUUUGGGCUUAACUUGACCGUAAAUAUUUCCUUCAAUUAUAAACAUUUCUCCAGGUUUUGUCAAUGAUGGCAGCAAAAACCGUAUAGCAUGUGGCCCAACGAAUUUUGAAGAUCCUCUGAUCCCAUCUUAAAAUUGGAAUUUCCUACAAUUCUUCAGAUCAUCUCACAUCCGUUGUGGACUAUUAAUAACAAACUCCAAAAGCCGACUGUCACAAUCGGAUUAAUCUUGCCUUUAUCGAAGAUAACCUUGUUUCGAGCUUUCCAAGUCUUCCACAAAAGAAUGUUUAACCUCUUUAUGUUGUUCUUGGGAUGAAUUUUGGAACUUGAUGUAAUCAGUUUCUGUUUUUUAAUUGAGUUUAAUUGUUGUGCACUGUCAGUGUAAAGAAUUUUUACACAUACAUCCAAUAAUGUGUUGCCACAUCAUUUAAUGAAUGUGACACAUCAUGUGUUUUUAAAUACCAUACAUGAUGUGUCGGUAUAUUAUUGGACGCAUGUGUAAAAUAACUUUACACUGACGGUGCAUAUAAAUUAAAUUCUUUUUAAUUAUAUAUACUUUUCAUCUAACGUCUGAUUUGUUAGGGCUCGUUUGGCCUAGAUUUUUUUAGAGCUUAUGCAAAUAGCUUAUGCAAUUUUUAUAUAUUAUUAUAUGUUUGUCAAGGUAGUUUAUGAUAAAAUAGCUUAUAAAAGGAUUUAAUUAAUAUGCACUGACGGUGUAAAAUAGUUUUACACUAUCAGUCAAUAUCAACCAUGUUUUCCGCCACAUCACCCCACUUUCUUGAUAUGACAUGGUAAAAUGAUGGUUGUUUAUUGGACGAUCGUAUAAAACUAUUUUACACUGUCGGUGCAUAUCAAUUAAACUCCUUAUAAAAUUACAAUUUUUACUAGUGUGAAUUUAUAAAAUUGCAUAAAAUAUAAUUUAUAUUGCAUAAGCUGUUUGCGUAAACUCUAAAAAAAACUGGGUCAAACGGGACCCUAGGUCAAUGCUUAAUGCUUUCCAUAACCAAUAGUCAUUGAAUCAAGGCUUUUUCUAACAUGAACAAAUGGUUCAUGUGGUGCACCAUGCACAAGUCUCGAAUAACAUUAUAACGAAUACGAAUUUUACAAAAUCGAUCGUUG
This is a messenger RNA of Trifolium pratense (red clover), 3165 nucleotides long. RefSeq lists its product as uncharacterized. Bases 175 to 1134 code for a protein of 319 amino acids. Gene Ontology annotation, molecular function: sequence-specific DNA binding; DNA-binding transcription factor activity. The record is from RefSeq and is a predicted model, not a curated record. The transcript has a single exon. NCBI's taxonomy places the organism in Eukaryota, Viridiplantae, Streptophyta, Magnoliopsida, Fabales, Fabaceae. Gene Ontology annotation, biological process: regulation of DNA-templated transcription.